Stereum hirsutum FP-91666 SS1 is the source of this 1452-nucleotide messenger RNA. RefSeq names its product MFS general substrate transporter. Gene Ontology annotation, molecular function: transmembrane transporter activity. The coding region runs from base 1 to 1452 and encodes 483 amino acids. Gene Ontology annotation, biological process: transmembrane transport. The record is from RefSeq and is a predicted model, not a curated record. NCBI's taxonomy places the organism in Eukaryota, Fungi, Basidiomycota, Agaricomycetes, Russulales, Stereaceae. The transcript is spliced from 13 exons.
AUGCUUGCUUCACCUAGGAGGUCAAGGCCAAUCUCCUCAAAAAUAUCUCAAAAAUAUUGCUCCCAGGUAACAUUUGAAGAGAACGACCCUCGAGAUCCUAUCAACUUUCCUAAAUGGCUUAAAUGGGCAAUAACAAUCACGGCCAGCAUGUUUACCUUACUCGCAUCCGCAAAUGGUGCGACCUAUACUCUCGGUUUCGACACUAUGACGGUCGACCUCAAUUGCACAACGUUUCAGGCCACCAUCGGCGUUGCGAUGUAUUGUUUAGGUUUCGGAAUCGUGCCACUCUUUAGCGCUUCAUUCAGCGAGGAGUUUGGCCGGCGCCCACUGUAUGUGGUCUCGAGUGUUGGCUUCAUGCUGAUGCACAUUAUGGCUGCCCUGUCACAAAACGUCUCGACCGUGAUUGUAGCCCGUUUCCUGAGUGGCGCAUUCGGGUCAACUGGGAGUACCAUGGUGGGAGGUUCGAUAGCUGACAUUUGGAGACCGUACGAGCGAGGAACACCAAUGUCUAUAUUCACACUGACAGCCAUCUCCGGCGUCGCUGUUGGCCCUGUGGCCGCAGGCUGGAUCGAUAUGGACCCCCGUCUGGGGUGGCGAUGGAUUCAGUGGAUUCACGCUAUCGCUGCUGGCCUUCUAUGCUUUGGCAUUUGGAUAUUCAUGAAAGAAACCCGUGGGUCCAUUAUUCUUACCCGCUUGGCAAAGAAAACAAGAAAGGAAACGGGCGACACCAGGUACAGGGCCCGUGCAGAGGACGAGACGGCGAGUUUGAAGACGUUGAUUUGGAUUUCAUCGACGAGGCCGUUCUAUUUGUUGAUCUCAGAGCCGAUUGUUGCGGCGUGUAGUCUCUGGAUCGGAUUCGCAUGGGGCAUCCUCUACUGUAUGAUUGAGUCAAUAGGCUCCGUAUUUCGCGACUUGCAUGGCUUCAACACCGGCGAGAUGGGAACCGCGUUCUUGGCUGUUCUCGUUGGGGUCAUCUUUGGGUUUGCGAGCACAUUACAUCAGGAGAGACUGUAUCAGAAAUAUGUGAAGACUCGUGGAUCCGAAGCUCGCCUGUACUGGGCCUGCGCUGCGGGCAUCAUGUUCCCAGUGGGGAUGUUUAUCUAUGCAUGGACAACAUUCCCUUAUGUCCCUUGGAUAGCACUCUGCAUCGGAAUUGCCAUCGUAAUCUGGGCAAUUUACAUCAUGUAUAUGGCUGUUUUUGUUUACCUCGCUGAUAUCUACGGGCCCUUCGCUUCUUCUUCCCUCGCCGGCCAGUCCCUCUGCCGUAACCUGAUGGGCAUGGCCUUCCCGCUCUUCACGAACCAGAUGUUCGCCGCAAUGACGUACAAGUGGGCGAACACGCUGUUCGGAUGUUUGGCGGCGCUGAUGGCGCCCAUUCCGUUUAUCCUGCUCUUUUAUGGACCUAAAAUUCGAGAGUAUAGCAAGUUCGCCAGACAGGCGAUGCACAAUUGA